UUCGUGUCUCCUGUUAACGAGAGAGAACGCAAGGUCGGUUCGUGCUGUGAUGGAAAAAUUGCAAGAAAUGCAAUUCGUAUUCGGUUCUAUCGCUAUCUUCGUUCGAACAGAAGGAGAUGGAGAAGUCAGAGCUUUAUCAAUUCUGAGGAAAUUUUUCGGUCUAACUAUUGAUGAUUCGUCCAGCCGCUUGCUGAUGUGAUACCAAUUCGUACAAAAUCACUCAUUCGUCGUUCAAGUUUUCACUACUUCGUGCGCGCAGUGGUCCUCCUGCGCAGGAGCUUCUGUCGACGUUUUCGUUAGAAGCCUACUUCAUUUGAAAAAUGAUUUUCCGUAUGAUUCCUCGCAGUGUCGCGUGUAUCCCAUUUCUGGUACGUACUUUCGCGUAUACUUGUUCUCUUCACAAAUACCAAACCCAAUUAUUGUCUUAAUUUUUUUGCAAAUCCCAAACUCUUCUAAACUUAAAUUCAGUCACCUCAAUUGUUUAUAUUCCUUUCAACGCCAAGCAUAGCCGCAACAUGAGAAGCACGGCGCGCAAGUCGCCGUUUGCAGCAGGGAGAAAUAUUGAAGCGGUGGUGUGAGGAGCAACUAGCUGUACCCAAGAAUUUUAUUUUCAAGAACCGACGAAGACAGCCCCCACGGUUAGGACAAAACGUCUUCCUCUGUGACCAAUAGCAAGAAGCAGGCGGCAGCAAGUUCAUCUACAGGCCAAGAGCAAGACGCAGCAGCAGCAGCAGCAGCAGCUUCUGGUUUUUUACCACAGGUGGAUACAUCAACUAAUUCGUCACAACUUGAAGACCAGUCCCCUCCUUUGAAACAACCCCGAAGCGCCACGAUGUUGAAGACAACAUUCCUUCCCCAGUUCCAAUUUAAGGGCGAGUCCCUGGCCCACCGGGUGAUGUUCGCCGGGAAUUUGCAGAAAUUUCUGCAGGAGGUUCCCAUGUUUAAGACGCUCCCCCCGGGCGACAUUAACCAGCUCGCGCAGCUGUGCGAGAUCAAAACGUUUCCCCCGGGUACGGUAUUGUUCAACUCCGGCGACCCCGGUGACUGCUUCUACCUCGUUCUGCAGGGCGAGGCGGAGGUACGGGUCGCGGACCAUUCCUGGUUGAAGGUGGGCCAGGAAGCGCAGUUGGCGUGCCCCACGAAGAUCGCGGGGCAAGUGUACCCGAAGGGAACCAAGGGGAUUGUGGAUAAAUUCGACGGGAAGCGAGGGUAUGAUUUCAUUUUCAGAUUCACGUUUGAUUUUCAUUUACGUUUCUUCUACUUGCAGAGUUCGUUCUUGCAUAAGCAUGAUAAUUGAUAAAGCAAGCAGGGAUCUGCAUCAAGGAGAUACGUGUUGUAUUGAUCGACGCUUGUAGUCAAGAAGAUCUCUGUGAAGGUGCACAAGAAUUAUGCGCACAGCACGACGGUACUACUAGUCGAAUUACACUCGGAAAUUAUUAGGUCUAAAUUGAAACCCGUUCUUGAAUUAUAUCAGGUACCCCUACACGUUCCGCACGUUUGACAACGUCCGCGGGCGGGUCGCGGAGCACGAGCUGGUUCCGAUUGACAACAGUGAAAAGCACGCCGAGAAAUGCAUCUGCCUCCUGCGUCCGGGCGACUACUGCGGCGAGCAGGCGAUUCUGAAGAAUGCAUUCCGCAACGCCACCGUCCUCGCCCGGCCGGAUUCCGAGAAGCCCCUCGUGUGCGCGGCCCUGACGAAGGCGCAGUUCCAACAGAUCGACCUGGGUCACAAGCUCACCUUCCCGCGGAGAAAAGCCGUGAUGGCGAUCGACGACGCGUACGAGCACCGGUUGGAGAAGAAGGAGACGACCAAAUCCGCCGAGGACGCGGAGUUCAUCCGGAACGCGAUUAAGCAGAACAAGAUCCUGAAGGACUUGAUCGAUUUAUCGGAGGAGGACGUGAACGCCAUGGUGCGCGUGGCCUAUAAGCUCGAGGUGCACACGGGCGAGAUUCUCAUCAAGGAGGGAGACUUGUUCGCCACCGAGUUUUUCGUCGUGAAGAGCGGAAAUUUUGUCUUCAACAUCGCUGCGCGCAACGGGUCCGAGCACGACAAGCUGUUCCAGAUGCAGAUGAUGAAGAGUUGCAAAGCGGGCGGCAGCUUCGGCGAGAUCGCUCUACUCUACCACUGCCAGCGGGAGGCGACGGUCACCUGUGCGGAGAAUGCGGUAUACUUUAAGGGAUUUGAUGCUAUGAUUAUGAUCAUCAUCGUCACUUGCUUUGCCAUGUCUUGCCACGAUUUUUUCCAGGAUCAACUUGCACGAGAUAGCAUGAAGAACACAUCGUAGUACUUCUACGUAAGUAGUUCAUUUUGAGAGUGAAUGAAAGUUCCAGGCUACAUUGCUCAUUUGCACCAUUGCCAUCGUAUUCGUAACAGCAAGAUGAAGCGCAAAAACUAAAUGAACCAACAUGCUCACUCAACAGAUUGUCUACGCCAUCGACCGCGUUGCGUUCAAGAACGCUUUGUACCAAAAUCGGAAGAAACAGCUGCUGAAGUACGUCGAGAUUAUCCGGGGCGUACCGCAAUUCAACUGCCUCCUCAACGACGAGGUCGAGGCUUUUGCCGAGGCUUUGUACGAGCGACACUACAUCCAAAACGAGUACAUUGUCCGGGAGAACGAGGUCGCGACGAUGUUCUCGAUUUUAAUCUCCGGCGAGAUCGACAUCAACGGGAAAAAAUACAACGCGAAGGACUCCUCCGGGUUCUUUUUCGGGGACGAAUGCUUGCUGCGGUCCGCCGUGUCCCAACACACGGUGAAGUGCUUGUCUGAAGAUGUGCUCGUCGCCUGCAUGUCGAAGCACGACUUCGAACGGUUGUUAGGCCCGCUGGAGGAACUCAUGCUCGCGACCAACGCGGGCAAACCCCGGGUCAGCAAGGUCGCGGUGAAAAAACAGAACGAGCAGGCGGACACGUCUCACAUGACGGACAUUAAGAUGACGGACCUGAAGCGCGUUGGGAUGCUGGGGUGUGGCGGGUUCGGCGCGGUGUCUCUAGAGCAGCACCGCCAGACCGGCAAGUGCUACGCGCUGAAGCAAAUGUCGAAAGCGUACGUGGUAAAAUGUAAGAUGCAGAAGUCGAUUAUGAACGAGAAGAAGAUCCAGCUGAUGUGCAACUCCGAUUUCAUUGUGCGCCUGUACCAAACCUUCAACUCCCGCGACCACUUGUUCUUACUUUUGGAGCCGGUUUUGGGCGGGGAACUGUACCACACCUACCACAAGAAGAAGAUGCACGGGGACUCGACGAAAGCGCGAUUUUACGCGGCGACCACCUGCACGGCGUUCUCACAUCUGCACGAGAAACAGGUGAUCUUCCGGGAUUUGAAGCCGGAAAACUUGCUGUUAGACCACGAGGGGCGGUGCAAAUUGACGGAUAUGGGGCUCGCGAAACAAACCACCGUGAAAACCUACACGACGUGCGGCACGCCGGAUUACUUCGCCCCGGAGAUCAUCGCCCGGUCCGGACACCACGUGGGGGUCGAUUGGUGGACGCUGGGGGUUUUGAUCCACGAGCUGAUGUCCGGCCACGCGCCUUUCGAAGCGGCGCAGCCCCAGCAGAUCUACGCGAAGGUCAGGCGGGGGGUGAGUCAGGUGACCUUUACCUACCAGGGGUCGGAUCCGUAUGCGGUGGAGAUGGUGAAGGGGCUGUUGAAGCAGGAACCCAACGAGCGACUCCCCAUGCUCCCCGGCGGGAUGGAGAACGUGCACAACCACAACUGGUACGUCAAGGCAGGCUUCAACUGGAAGGACUUCGAGAACAAAACCAUGAAGGUCCCCUACAAGCCGGAUGUGAAGGGACCAACGGAUAUCUCCAACUUCAAGUGCAGAACGGAGGCAGACAUGCCGAAACACUUUCAGAUGGAAUACAAAGACCCCGGUGACGGAUGGGAUAAGGACUUCUAAAUGUUGUUGCUGGGAGUCUUUUGAUAGUUUGAUGCUACUUCGCUUAGCUGUCCUGGAGAGAUGCUUUUUAAGCACGACAUUUUUGUUUUAUCAUGAUAGUCAUAGCAUAGUACAUUUUCAGUUGCAGCACGCAGGAGAGGAGGUUUCCUAUGAUUUUUCAGAACGUUCAGUCUUUGUUUAGCAUACACAGUAUUUUACUAAUUUAGGCUUUGCAUAAUUUGAAUUUCGAAACUUUUACUUGUUACACAUAGUAUUUCCACUUCCACUCACGAGGCGGUGGCCGUUUCCAUGGCCGCGUAGUGUUUUUU
Amoebophrya sp. A120 is the source of this 4205-nucleotide messenger RNA. NCBI's taxonomy places the organism in Eukaryota, Dinophyceae, Syndiniales, Amoebophryaceae. The record is from the annotation of a GenBank genome assembly.